CAUUGUUGCAGGACAGACCGCAGAGCUUAGCAGCUGGCGAGAGACGGAGGGAAGCGUAAAGGGGGUAGAAGUUAAACAGAUAGUUGUUAUUGUAGACAAUAAACGGUCAAAAUAGCUACCUUUAACAUCGACAACGGACUUCAACGUCGCCUCAUUCAAUUAAGCUCAGCUGAUACUGUUGAAUACUGCAACAGUAGAUGACAAACAUGCCUGCCCUCUCUGCACCCACUGAUGUCGGCAGCUCACCCCCUUCUCCGGUGGACAGCAGUCCCAGGAGACUGUCCUGGGGCAAACUGGUGCAAAGACUGACUGAUUUCAGCACGUCUGCAAACAACAGCAGCAUUGAGUCGUCGGGGUCCAACAAUGGCAGCAGGAGUGAUCUCUCAGACUCAGGGUCAGAUGUCUCCAGCGACCUGUCUCCCUCCAAUGAAGACCUGUUUUACGAUCCAAUGGAGGAGACCAUCCUGAAGGAAGUAGUGGACCUUAUUGCACGAAGCCUGAGAGAUGCCAAAGACUCCGAUUGCGCCUUACGGUGCACCAAACUCCUCAUACCCGAGAAACUCCUGGAGCACAUCGGACAGGAGCUCCUUCACCUGGCAGCUAGCGAGCCCUGCGGUUUAAGAGGGGCCCUUAUCGACCUCUGCGUGGAGCAAGGGGCCACCUGCGAGAGCAUGGGACAGCUAUCUGUGGACCCAUACCUGGUCCCCACCUUUCAGCUGACUUUGGUGUUAAGGCUAGAGUCUAGUGGGCUGUGGCCUAAAAUCCAAGGACUUUUUAGCACAAAGUCUCCUUCCGCUCCAGUAGUGAGACAAGCUAUUAAACUUAGCACUGGUUUCCGCGUGAUCAAGAAGAAGCUGUAUUGUUCUGAAGAGCUGCUCAUCGAGGAAUGUUGAGUAAUUCUUUAAAAAAAGGGACUGCUGAGAUUUUAUUGUGUGCAUUUAAAAAAGAAAAAAGAAAUGCCCAGUUAAGCUCACAGAAGGGCCUUAUUACUAUGACGACAUGUAAAUGAUGCCUUCUGAAGUGAAAGGAUGAUGUAGCCUUUUGUUCCCCACUGUAAGGGAGCUGAAGUGGAUGGUACCUGAAGCAGGUGUCGCUUGACACUAACAGUCAGAUAUCCCAAUUGCAAUGUGUAACCAUCGUGACGCAUCCGGUAAAUAGGCAUUCUUUGCGAGUAUUAAAGUGCGUACCUCAGUUUCUAUCGAAACCAAAACGGCAGCUAGCUAAAUGGUUAUAGUCAUUGAAGACCAUUUGUGUUCUUUCUUCGUAUACAUGGCAGUGAAUCGUAACGUACACCAAGUGAUGAUGAAUUGUACACCAAGCAAACCAUUAGGGACCUUUUUAGUGACUGCUUGAAUUCAAGAGCAAAGGCCUACCACUGCUUGCCUUGUGCAGUAAAUGUGCAAGCUGCGGCUAAGAUUUCAAAUGUAACUUGAUCUCGCAUCUGUGUAGACCUGUUUUUGCUUUCGACUUUUUAUUUAUUUGACAUUCAAAUACUCCUAUCAUUGCACUGUUUUUUGUACUUUCAUGAUUGCAAAUAAAUUAUUUUU
Molecule: messenger RNA, 1547 nt
Organism: Larimichthys crocea (large yellow croaker)
Lineage: Eukaryota; Metazoa; Chordata; Actinopteri; Sciaenidae
Gene: ddit4
Product: DNA-damage-inducible transcript 4
Exons: 3
Coding region: 198-893 (231 amino acids)
Biological process (GO): response to hypoxia; apoptotic process; negative regulation of TOR signaling
Cellular component (GO): cytoplasm
Molecular function (GO): 14-3-3 protein binding
Source: RefSeq, a predicted model, not a curated record